Messenger RNA from Meloidogyne enterolobii, 1063 nucleotides. The record is from the annotation of a GenBank genome assembly. NCBI's taxonomy places the organism in Eukaryota, Metazoa, Nematoda, Chromadorea, Rhabditida, Meloidogynidae.
UUUAGUCAAUUCUGCUCCACUAGAAAUGAUUCGACGCGAUACACGUAAUUUUGCAUCCAUUUGCCAAAUGCGUCGUAUUUGCUCCAAUUGCCAUCUCAUAAUCUAUGCUCAGCAAACACACGAAUGUCAUCAACAACGACAACCUCAGGAAAAUUGUACAAAAUGUAAUGGUCCUCAUUCUGAGGACCAGCCAUGCUAUAUUCAACCAUUGUCUGUUGAAGCAGAGGAAGAAGAAAUUAUUGAACCUGUAUUAAAUGAAAAUCAACAACAACAACAACAAGCAAAGAGACAACGAAAACAACCAUUACGUCUAUGUUUUUUCGAUGCUGAGACCAGCCAGGAUGAGCCAGUCCAGAUUAGUAAUAAUAUUAAUGGAUAUAGACAUGUUCCACUUUUAAUUAUUGCCGAGGUUAUCUGCGAAAAAUGUAUCCUGGCAGGAAUUAGUAUUGAAAAUAUUGGACAACGUGCUCCAGGAUGCUUCUGUGGAAAACCAAGAGGCCAACGUUGGUUAAAUUGGUGUUCCCCACCAUUCAGAAAUGCUCCAGGCGACACCACCGCCCGUCCUGACAACAUAAUUUUUAAUCCUAGGCGAAUGUUUUUUCAUUCGUUUGACAACGCAGAAGAGAACCCUGUUGACCAAUUUCUCGACUAUCUACUUAAUCAUGGUUCACAGAAUAUGCUGACAAUCUGCAUUGCUCACAAUGGGGGAAAGUAUGACUUUCAUCUGUUGUUAGAGGCUCUUCAUCGGCGUAAUCAACCGCCAACGAGGUUAUGUACAACGGGGUUAAAGAUCUACUCAAUGACUCUUGGCGGAAAUCAUCAGAGAAAAGUUCAAUUCAAGGAUUCGCUAAAUUAUUUCUUUUGUGAACUUGAUGCUCUUACCAAGAUUUUUGCUCUACCAGAGGAUGUGGCAACAACAAAGCCAUUUUUUCCUUAUCUCUUUAUACAACGUCAACAUUUACAUGAAAGAAUAAUUGGGCUCCCUCCUCUUGAAUAUUACCAGGCUGAAUAUAAAAAGGCUGACAAGCGUGAUAAACUCCUCGAUUGCUUCGUGAACAGUUAA